UUUCUAUUUCUAAAUGCUGUCAUUUUCACACCCGUUGAAUCUUCAGUUCAACGCUCGAAUGACCUAAAAAAUGACUUCACUCAAAAUUUCGUUUUUGACUUGAUGGUUUAGACAAGAAGUUGUUGACGCUCGAGAGCCUUUUUUAUAUUCAUCCUGCGUUCGCAUAGCAUAGCACGCAGUCACGUGGUGAAAUUAAUCACAGCCGAAUAAUAACAUCAUAAAAACUGUCCUUGAAGAUAGCCCCGAAGGAUCGAACCCAACUGUUUGGCCGUUCAGAGAAAAAGAGAAACGGUAAGAAUUAGAUAAUAGAAGCAUUCUUUCUUCUAGUUAACGAAUGUUUUAAAUAAAAAAAUAUGGAGUUGUGGCUUUUAACGAUUCCUGUGAUUUUGCUCAUAUUGCUGAAAGUAUACCUGAAAAUGAUGGCCGGUGUCUGUAAAAGCGAUAAAUCAAUGGAAGGAAAAGUGGUCAUUAUUACUGGUGCGAACUCUGGCAUAGGAUUCCAGACGGCUUUGGAACUAGCCAAACGAAAGGCUAAAGUCAUUAUGGCUUGUCGGAGUGUGGAACGUGCCCAAAAAGCUGCAGAAAAAAUUAUAAAGUCGUCUGGAAAUCGAAAUGUAAUCGUUCAGCAGCUGGAUUUGUCUUCUUUGAAAUCGGUGAGAGAAUUUGCCUCUAGAAUCGUUUCUUCGGAACAACGACUGGACGUCUUGAUAAACAACGCAGGAGCCACCCCCACACCUGGACUGCAUCUGACAGAAGACAAACUGGAGCUUCAGUUCGCGAUAAAUCAUUUCGGACAUUUUCUUCUGACGAAUCUUCUGUUAGACCUCCUGAAGAAAUCCGCUCCUUCGAGAAUCAUCGUAGUGUCCUCCAUCACUCACUUGUGGGCUAAACUGGAUUUAGACAAUCUAAACUGCGAGAAAUAUGUGAGAGAUCCCUACUGGAUUUACUGUAGUACGAAACUCGCAAAUCUCCUGUUCGUGCGCGAGUUAGCAAAAAGACUAGACAGCACAAACGUCACGGUUAACGCUUUGCACCCUGGUGGAGUUAGGACCAGAAUUGCAAGAAACGCCCGAUGGUUCAUUAAAUACAUCAUUGUACCUAUUGUCUAUCCAUUUCUUAAAACUGCCAAGAGUGGAGCCCAAACUACUAUACAUUUGGCUGUAUCAGACGAGGUGGAAAAUAUUUCGGGAGAGUAUUUUGUGGACUGUGAAAAGUACUGGACAUCCCGUUCCGCGAAGGACGAUGAAAAGGCAAGAAAAUUGUGGGAACUAUCAGAAAAGUUAACAGGUAUGUCGGCAAAAGAGAGUGCUUUUCCACAGAUUUCAUAAUGCAUUCAUCAGAUUUUCUACCAUUUGCAUUUCCUACAGACAUUCAUUUUUGUCAGGAGUGUUCAUUUUGGAAGUCUGCAAUUGUACAUUCCAGAAAACUAAUAUGGCACGCGCAAAACAUUUGAUGUUUCAAACACUUUCUAUCUCAUCAUCUGUGUUCUAUGUCGGAACUCCGCAU
Molecule: messenger RNA, 1506 nt
Organism: Uloborus diversus
Lineage: Eukaryota; Metazoa; Arthropoda; Arachnida; Araneae; Uloboridae
Product: retinol dehydrogenase 13-like
Exons: 1
Coding region: 354-1328 (324 amino acids)
Source: RefSeq, a predicted model, not a curated record